GCAGCGAAAAGGAAUCAAACGAGGUAGGAACAAAUUCUUGUACUGAUGGGUCGAGGGAGAGGGUGGCUAGGGGUGUCACCACAAUGCGUGAAUUAACACACAUAAAAGAUAACGAGGAGCRAAAAGUGGUUUCAUAUAAUGAUGAAGGUCAACCUAUUGGAGAGAGUGCUAAAAAGAUGCAGAGUUAUAUUGKAUGUUGUGUGAGGAACCAAAUUCCCAUUACAUAUAGUAGUUGGAAAAAAGUCCCACGUGACUUGAGAGACAUGAUUUUUGAGUGUGUUGAGAUGAAAUUUGUAGUUGACCCUCGAGCGAGACAUAAYAUUUUACAAUCGGCUGGGAGAAAACAUAGGACUUUUAAGRCCAAAUUGACUCAGACUUAUAUCCUUCCAUUUAAGGACCAACCACAAUGUUUGGCCUCUCCUCCAGAAAAAUAUGACCAUAUUGAGCAGUCUCAUUGGGAUGCAUUUGUUYGAGCUAGAUUAUCAGAAGAAUUCCAKAAUCUUAGUCRUGCACAGAAAGAAAGAAGAGCUUACAACAAAUAUAACCAUYACCUAUCACGCAAAGGUUAUGCAAAUUUAGYAGAGGAGYUGGUGAGUAAUUUGAGCUUUUGUUUAUCUUAUUUACUGCAUAUGUUAUUUUGCAAAUGA
This is a messenger RNA of Momordica charantia (bitter melon), 647 nucleotides long. Lineage: Eukaryota; Viridiplantae; Streptophyta; Magnoliopsida; Cucurbitales; Cucurbitaceae. The record is from RefSeq and is a predicted model, not a curated record.